GGCUGCAUAGAAAAAUUUACGGAUUAUUAAAUACAUAAAUACAUAAAUUAAUAAAUAUCAUAAUAUUGAUAAAUCGGUCGAUUACCCAAACAGAUAACUAAUACAAGUUUUAAAAAUUAUUAAAUAAAUUAAUAGCAAUAAGCAGUCAAUAUGAGUGCAUGUAAAAAAAGAUAAAAACCCAUAAUUUUAUUGGCUUGGAUGAGUAAUUUAAGAGCAAGAAAACACUGCAAAAAAAUUGUUAAAAUGAUUUCACAUCAAUAUAUUAGUAAAUGUUUAGACAAUGCCGAGAAUUCCUGCGAAUUGUACUGCGAGCAACUGCAAAACAAACGAUCCAACUUUGCGAAAAAGCAAUUAAUAGCCUUUAAUGCAUCGUACGGAAUAUUUUAUAUAAUAAAUAUUGUUCUAUUAUCAACGGUUUUAGUUGCCAAUGCGCUGCCUCCAGUUAUUCGAGUUGGAGCUAUAUUUACUGAAGAUGAACGCGAAGGUAGCAUUGAAUCGGCAUUUAAAUAUGCGAUCUAUCGCAUCAAUAAGGAAAAAACUCUUCUGCCCAAUACACAACUUGUCUAUGAUAUUGAGCAUGUGCCUCGGGAUGAUUCGUUUCGGACCACGAAGAAAGUCUGCCGACAAUUGGAGGCCGGAGUUCAGGCAAUAUUUGGACCAACAGAUCCAUUACUUGCCGCCCAUGUGCAAUCCAUUUGCGAAGCCUUUGAUAUACCACAUAUUGAAGUUCGCAUUGAUUUGGAAAUGAAUGUCAAAGAGUUUUCUAUCAAUUUGUAUCCGUCCCAGAACAUUAUGAAUUUGGCUUAUCGUGAUUUAAUGAUGUACUUGAACUGGACAAAAGUUGCAAUUAUUUACGAAGAGGCUUAUGGACUCUUUAAGCAACAGGAUCUUAUUCAUUCCUCUGCAGAGAUGAGAACCGAAAUGUAUAUAAGGCAAGCAAAUCCGGAGACCUAUCGUCAAGUUUUACGUGCAAUUCGCCAAAAGGAAAUUUACAAAAUAAUAGUUGAUACAAAUCCAACUAAUAUAAAAACUUUUUUUCGAUCCAUUUUACAGCUGCAAAUGAACGAUCAUAGAUAUCAUUAUAUGUUUACGACAUUUGAUCUGGAGACAUUUGACCUUGAGGAUUUCAGAUACAACAGCGUUAAUAUUACAGCAUUCCGCUUAGUUGAUGUUGGAAGCAAACGUUAUCAGGAGGUUAUCGAUCAAAUGCAAAAAUUGCAGCAUAGCGGAUUGGAUAUGAUCAAUGGAAUGCCAUAUAUACAGACGGAGUCUGCUCUAAUGUUCGAUUCAGUGUACGCCUUCGCAUAUGGUCUUAAACAUUUAGAUAACAGUCACACAUUAACGUUUAAAAACCUUUCCUGUAACUCAGACAAGACCUGGAGUGACGGACUUUCACUAUAUAAUUAUAUAAACUCGGCUGCACUUGAUGGCCUGACCGGAAAAGUUAAUUUUAUGGAGGGUCGACGAAAUAAAUUUAAGAUUGACAUUCUAAAACUAAAACAAGAAAUAAUACAAAAGGUCGGCUUUUGGCAACCGGAUGUGGGUGUAAACAUUUCGGAUCCAACUGCAUUUUACGACUCGAAUAUUGCGAACAUUACAUUAGUAGUAAUGACCCGAGAGGAGCGUCCAUAUGUUAUGGUUAAGGAGGAUGCAAAUCUAACUGGAAAUGCUAGAUUUGAAGGCUUUUGCAUAGAUCUACUAAAGGCAAUAGCGCAACAAGUUGGCUUCCAAUAUAAAAUUGAGUUAGUCCCCGAUAACAUGUACGGCGUGUAUAUACCGGAAACGAAUUCCUGGAAUGGAAUCGUGCAAGAGUUAAUGGAAAGGCGAGCUGAUUUGGCUGUCGCUUCUAUGACAAUUAACUAUGCUCGGGAAAGUGUUAUUGACUUUACUAAACCAUUUAUGAACCUGGGAAUUGGCAUUCUUUUCAAGGUGCCGACAAGUCAACCGACCCGACUGUUUUCCUUUAUGAACCCAUUGGCAAUCGAGAUAUGGCUUUAUGUGCUAGCUGCUUAUAUCUUAGUAUCCUUCGCCUUGUUUGUGAUGGCUCGAUUUUCACCGUAUGAAUGGAAAAACCCACAUCCAUGUUAUAAGGAAACUGAUAUCGUUGAAAAUCAGUUUUCAAUAUCAAACAGUUUUUGGUUUAUAACGGGUACAUUUCUACGACAAGGAUCUGGCCUUAAUCCAAAGGCUACAUCUACACGAAUUGUUGGCGGUUGCUGGUUUUUCUUUUGUUUAAUUAUAAUAUCUUCCUAUACUGCCAACUUGGCUGCCUUUUUGACAGUGGAGCGCAUGAUAACACCUAUAGAAAGCGCAUCAGAUUUGGCGGAUCAAACUGAAAUAUCAUACGGAACUCUCGAAGGAGGAUCAACAAUGACAUUUUUUCGCGAUUCAAAAAUUGGUAUAUAUCAAAAAAUGUGGCGAUAUAUGGAAAACAGAAAAUCAUCUGUAUUUGUAAAAACUUAUGAGGAUGGAAUAAAGCGCGUUAUGGAAGGCAACUAUGCAUUCCUUAUGGAAUCCACAAUGUUAGAUUACGCCGUACAGCGCGACUGUAAUCUAACACAAAUCGGAGGAUUGCUAGACUCUAAAGGUUAUGGUAUUGCAACACCAAAAGGAUCACCAUGGAGGGAUAAAAUCUCUUUAGCGAUUUUAGAGCUGCAAGAGAAGGGCAUUAUUCAGAUACUCUACGACAAAUGGUGGAAAAAUACCGGAGAUGUGUGCAACAGAGACGAUAAAAGCAAGGAAUCUAAAGCUAAUGCUCUAGGUGUUGAAAAUAUUGGUGGUGUAUUUGUUGUACUCCUUUGUGGCCUUGCGCUUGCCGUAGUUGUUGCCAUUUUUGAAUUUUGUUGGAAUUCGAAGAAAAACCUACAUACCGACAAUCAAUCCCUGUGCUCCGAAAUGGCCGAGGAACUGCGCUUCGCAAUGCACUGCCAAGGGUCCAAGUCAAAGCAAAAGCCGGCAUUGAAGCGCGAUUGCCUAAAGUGCGCUCCGGGUUCGACAUACGUUCCGACUAAUGUAACUCUACCAAAUUUGGGCGUUCAUUACAAUUACUUUAACUGAAAAUGAAGAUUUAAAUGAUAUUCAAAUCUAGAUUUGAGCGCGCUAGUAAUGUAAGUCGAUAGGGGAAUAUUGAUAUCGAUAUCGCAAGGGCACAUCGAUGUUAAUAUCAAAUAUCGGUAUUGCUUUAAAAUAUCGAUAUCGAUUUUUAAAAUAAGUUGUGUACAUCAGUUACUACGUUUAUAUGGAGCUUUUCAUAACUUCUUCAAUUUGCAAAAGUGGUCUCCGUAUAAGCAAAGUAAGUAAGUAUUUAUUCAUAAGUACUUACACAUAUGCAUUUUCUAAAAUGAAAUUAUUUUUGUAUCCAGAAUUUCAAAAAUAUAAUAAAAUAUUUGAGCCAAAGUAAACUUAA
Molecule: messenger RNA, 3406 nt
Organism: Drosophila innubila
Lineage: Eukaryota; Metazoa; Arthropoda; Insecta; Diptera; Drosophilidae
Product: glutamate receptor ionotropic, kainate 2
Exons: 13
Coding region: 199-3057 (952 amino acids)
Biological process (GO): monoatomic ion transport
Cellular component (GO): postsynaptic membrane; plasma membrane
Molecular function (GO): glutamate-gated receptor activity
Source: RefSeq, a predicted model, not a curated record